This is a messenger RNA of Cylicocyclus nassatus, 2472 nucleotides long. NCBI's taxonomy places the organism in Eukaryota, Metazoa, Nematoda, Chromadorea, Rhabditida, Strongylidae. The record is from the annotation of a GenBank genome assembly.
AUGCUAGCUGUGGCUAUCUUACUGUACCUUCUACAGGUUGUCAGCACCCAACAGCCAACCAGGGUUCCUCCAAUUGCUCCAGCGAGAAGGAAGACCAUAAAUAUUGGAGCAUUAUUUGUGAAAGAUGACCCUACCUACGCUCCAUUUAUUGGUUAUGAAGGCAGCAUUGCAGCAUUUUACCUAGCUAUCGACAGAAUUCGACAAAACCAUUUACUUGAUGGUUACGACUUCAACGUCACUGUCCGUUACGGCAACUGCGUGGAAAAAUAUGCUGUUGGUUAUGCGAUUGAACUUUUUCGUGAUUUCAAGGUUGAUGUCAUUUUUGGACCGACUUGCAACGUUCCUGCAAUCGCUGUCGCAUCCGUUGCUGCUUUCUACAAUUUGCCACUCUAUACUUGGGGCUUUACAACAGCUAAUGAACUCGCUGAUACAGUUCGCUUUCCUACAUGCAUUGUCCUCACGCCAAAUUAUCUGACUCUGAGCUUAGCCCUCUUAUGCAUUAUGGACCAUUUCAAAUGGGAUUCGUUUGCAUUUAUUUAUUCAGCAGAUGAAGACACACAGAAAUGUCCAAUCUUCUUGGCAGAUGUCCAGAAAGCCGUGUUUCGAGAUGAUGAUUUCAACAUUGCAAACAUAGCCGAAAUGAGAAAUAUGUCCUUGUCGGAAAUUAGCGACGCACUCACUCAGACGGCCUCACAAGCAAGAAUAGUCGUUGUUUGCCUGUCAAAGCCGGAAAAUAAGAGAAAAUUCAUGCUUACCGCCAAGGAUCAGCAUAUGCUGAAUGACGAAUACGUUUACAUUUUUGCGGACCUCUUGGACUCUGGAUACAGAAUUGCAAACACGGGCAAUCAAACGCUCUAUGUCUGGGAAGACAGAUCAGUCAAACCCGAUGGAAGAGACAAAGAGGCUCGGGAAGCAUUCGAGAGAACAUUCAUGCUGAGCGAUGUGGACAACGAUUUUGACGCAAGUUCGGGACUAGCUGCCUUCAGCAAACAAGCUGCCCAAAAAACAAAACAAUUGAAUAUUCCCUGCACUCAGUGUAAAGAUGGCGAAGAUUGGGAGAUGGCCCAAUAUGCUCCACAGCUUCACGAUGCUAUGAUUGUGUAUGCAAACGUAAUAAACAGAACAUUAACGGCAAACAGAGAUAUUAGAGAUGGAGCAACAAUGUUCAACUCAACGAAAGGAAUCUAUCGAGGAGCUCUUGGUGACAUAAUCGAAGCUUGGGAUGGAUCAAGAAUUCCCAACUUCAUCUUAACGGGGAUUGGCAGCGAAGAGGAACCGAAAAGAUUGAUUCUCAUACAGCUGGAUAUGUAUGUGAAUACGACUCUUGUACCGCUUUACAAUCUUGGACAAGAAAGACAGAUAGUUUGGAACGGUAGACCUGCUCCUGCUACAGUGCCACCUUGCGGCUAUACUGGAAGUAAUAACAAAAGGAUCACUACCUAUGGAUACAGUAUUCAUUCGUUCGAUGAUGAUGGAUAUAGCAUCGAUAUCAUCCGCAAAGUCACAAAACCAUCUAUGGACCCAUUUAGACCAGCACUGGAGAUACAUGAGAGUAUUGAAAUUAUACCAUCGCUGAUUAAUUUGAUUCGCGAAUGUUGGUCGGAAUGGCCACGGCAUCGUCCUGAGAUGAAAAAAGUGAAAUCUUUACUUUCAUCGAUGCAAACAGGAAAGAAGUUGAAUCUAAUGGACCACGUAAUGAAUACUUUGGAAAAUUAUGCUAGUUCACUGGAAGCAGAGGUUGAAGAAAGAAUGAAGGAGCUUGUGGAAGAGAAGAAGAAGAGUGAUGUUCUGCUCUAUAGGAUGUUACCAAGACAAGUAGCAGAAAAGCUAAAAUCUGGAGUGCCCAUAGAUCCUGAAAGCUAUGAUAAAGUAUCGAUAUUCUUUUCUGAUGUCGUAGGAUUUACUACCAUAGCAGGCAAAGGAACUCCUAUGCAGGUUGUUGCUCUUCUGAAUGGGCUUUACACAUUCUUCGAUGAAGUCAUCAAUCGUCAUGACGUUUAUAAGGUUGAAACUAUUGGAGAUGCUUACCUUUGCUCCUCAGGCCUUCCGAACAGGAACGGCGUCGAGCAUAUAAAGGCCAUCUGUGAUCUUUCUUUAGAGCUAAUUAGUGGACUGAAGAACUUUCGUAUACCACACUUGCCGCGUGAAUCCCUCAACAUACGCGUUGGAAUAAACACUGGUCCGGUGGUAGCUGGUGUGGUCGGUCUAACAAUGCCAAGAUAUUGUCUUUUCGGGGAUACUGUAAACACCGCCAGUCGAAUGGAGAGCAACGGAAAACCUGGACGUGUUCACAUGUCUGAUGAAGCCGAAAAAUUCCUGAUGAAAACGUUUCCUGGCUAUGAGACCACAUGUCGGGGAGAGAUUAUGAUAAAGGGUAAAGGAACUAUGACAACACACUGGUUAUGCGCGCGACCGGACCUAAGAGUAAUGGAUCCUCGCGACGAUGAUGAAUUUGAUGAUAAGAAAAUAUAG